Cinara cedri is the source of this 516-nucleotide messenger RNA. The record is from the annotation of a GenBank genome assembly. Lineage: Eukaryota; Metazoa; Arthropoda; Insecta; Hemiptera; Aphididae.
AUGUCAUUAUGGGCAUCUGGAAAAUUUGCCCUUGCCAAGCUACAGAAAGUACAAUCCACACAACAUCAUAUGUUGAAAUUAGAAGUAAUGAAAGAGUGAUAAUGUGUACAAUUUGGAUGUUAUUGAUCAUUUGACCAUUAUUAAUGUUAAGUCAUAAAUAUUAAUUAAUGGCAUGUAUCUUUUGGUUAUUCGUUAUUUAAUUUUGCUUAAACACGUAUUAAUUAAUUUAAUGAUGGAAAAGUUUAUUUUUGAAUUUGUUUAGAUUAAAUAUGGGCUACUGAUAUAGAUUUGAUUAUUUUGAAAUCACCAAUGAUAGACAUACUUACCACUCCAGUCAAUAAAAGAGAUUUAUAAAAAGUACAACUCAAAGGUUUGUAUCUUAUUCUAUCACAUAUUAUUCAAUUAAUUAUUUUGCUAUCUGUCACUUAUACUAUAGCCUACUGAUAAAAUUAAUUUUUGUAUGUAUUUUUAUAGAAUAAUUUGUGUUAUAAGAAAAUGAAAAAAAGUCAAAACUAA